Rhipicephalus sanguineus (brown dog tick) is the source of this 1260-nucleotide messenger RNA. RefSeq lists its product as uncharacterized. Gene Ontology annotation, molecular function: zinc ion binding; nucleic acid binding. The record is from RefSeq and is a predicted model, not a curated record. Lineage: Eukaryota; Metazoa; Arthropoda; Arachnida; Ixodida; Ixodidae. The transcript has a single exon. Bases 1 to 1260 code for a protein of 419 amino acids.
AUGGGAUCGUCCAACCUUUUCGCAAAUGAUCGUCCCCCGAAACGGGGGCGCACCGAUGCAACCGCUGAAAUCCUCCAGAAAAAGAAAGACACCUUCCCCAAGUAUCACGUAAUCCACUGUGAGAACGCCGACAACAAAGCCCGUAACAUUUCACCUUUCCUAGUGUCAAGGUGUCUCACUGAGACCAUCGGAAGCGGCUACAAAGCCACGAAGAUGGCCAGUGGGGACCUGCUGGUUGAAGUUAAAGAUAAGUCGCAGUAUCAAAAAUUGACGAACCUUGUAGCGUUUGGGGACCAACCGAUAACUGUCACCGCCCACAGAACAAUGAAUACGGUGAAGGGUGUCGUGUCAGACGAUGACCUCAUGAACCUUACUGAUGAUGAACUCCUGGUCGGCUGGAAGGAUGAGAAUGUUGUACAGGUACAACGAAUAAAAAUCAGACGAGAGAACAGGGAAAUACUCACUAGGCACAUAAUCGUUACCUUCAACUCUAGCACACAUCCAGACGAAAUAGAAACAGGCUACUUGAAGUUGCACGUCAGACCAUACAUUCCAAACCCAAGGCGCUGCUUCAAGUGCCAAAGGUUUGGCCAUGCAUCACAGAGCUGCCGAGGGCAGCUUACUUGUGCUAAGUGCAGUGCUACGGGACACUCUGCUGAUGACGACUGCAAUGCUGAAGCUCACUGUGCAAAUUGUGAUGGUGACCACCCGGCGUACUCGAGAUCCUGCACAGCUUGGAGAAAAGAGAAGGAGAUCAUCACUAUCAAAUUUAAAGAAAACAUGAGCUUCCGCGAAGCCAGACAGCGUCUCUCACCGUACCUUGCUAAAAAGUCAUCAUUCGCCGAAGUGGUGCAACGGGGGCCAGCACCACAACGGCAUCAGGCGGCCGUCCAGCCCACGCGUAGUGCGCUGAGGCGACCGCCCCUCGCCCCCACGGUGGGAGCAGCCACGGCUGCCCUACCCUCCCCUAACGCGGCCACACUGGAGGCCUCUCCUAGACCUGGCACCAGCCGGGACAGCUCAGAGGCCAAAGAGGUCCUGCCGACCUCUUCUCUGGUGGGGUCAAAGGCCUCGUCUGCCAAGACGAAGCCUUCACAACGCCAUCAUCGCUCGCUAGAGCAACUGUCCGACGUCUUGCACGAGGCGAUGGACACUACUUCUAGCCCAGCGGUGCAGGCAGCGCCUAAGGAGCGGCGAGACACUCUCGACCGCUCCAAAAAAGCAAAACCCCAAUUGCAGGGCCAGAAAAGGGUCCUGUAA